Fusarium mangiferae is the source of this 504-nucleotide messenger RNA. RefSeq names its product putative peroxisomal membrane protein. Gene Ontology annotation, biological process: cell redox homeostasis; cellular response to oxidative stress; hydrogen peroxide catabolic process. The coding region runs from base 1 to 504 and encodes 167 amino acids. Gene Ontology annotation, cellular component: mitochondrion; cytoplasm; peroxisome. The record is from RefSeq and is a predicted model, not a curated record. Lineage: Eukaryota; Fungi; Ascomycota; Sordariomycetes; Hypocreales; Nectriaceae. The transcript has 3 exons. Gene Ontology annotation, molecular function: thioredoxin peroxidase activity.
AUGUCUGAGCUUAAGGCCGGCGAUAACUUCCCAGAGGGUGUCUGGUUCAGCUAUAUCCCUCCCUCGCCUGAAACCUCCGAGUUCACUACUUGUGGUACACCUGUCCCCUUCAACGCCAGCCAAGAAUUCAAGAACAAAAAGGUUGUUCUUGUCUCUAUCCCAGGUGCCUUCACACCUACUUGCUCUGGUUCUCACAUUCCUUCCUACUUGGAACACGUCGAUAAGAUCAAGGCCAAGGGCGUUGAUCAGGUCAUUGUCAUCGCUGUCAAUGACCCCUUUGUCAUGAGCGGCUGGGCCAAGGCCAACGGUGUUACCGACGACAAGAUCCUCUUCAUGUCCGACAAGGAUGCUAAGUUCUCCCAAACCAUCGGCUGGAAUAUUGGUGAGCGAACUGGACGCUUUGCGAUUAUUGUCGACCAAGGCAAGGUCGUGUACGCUGCAAGGGAUGAGGAGCCUGGGAGCAUUGAGAAGUCUGGUGCCCUGGGUGUCUUGGCCCAGCUGUAA